AUGUCGUCACAUUUAAGUACCAGGGACAGACUUUUAUCAAUAAUAGACGAUAUGGAGCUAAUAGCAAAAGAAAUCAUAGAGGUUUCUAUAGCACCGAAAACUCAGAAGCUGUCUGCGGCAGAUCACGCUCAACUAACGGACCUCCUACUUUCUAAAGAUGUAGAGUUAAAGAAAUCUUUAGAGUUAGCUGAUGAACAGGCGAAUAUACAACAGAAAAUGAAUGAACUCAAGGCUGAAGUAGAUAAUAAGGACCAAGAUAUUCACCAUUUGCAAAGACAACUUAAAGAUGCUGAACAAAUUUUAGCAACCUCCCUCUACCAAGCUCGACAGAAACUUGCUUCAAUUGUCAAAUCAAGGAAAAGGCCUGUACCUUCUGAAGAAUUAAUUAAAUUUGCACACAGGAUAAGUGCCUCAAAUGCAGUGAGUGCCCCACUAUCCUGGCAGCCAGGUGAUCCUCGACGACCGUACCCCACGGACUUAGAGAUGAGACUGGGAAUGCUCGGCCGACUGUGUGAUCUACCUCUUAAUGGGCACACUCCCUCCACACUGAAUGACCUUCACAGAAUAACCACCGGAGGAGUUCCAGCAUCAGCAACAAAUCAGUUCACAUGGCAUCCAUCAGGUGAAUUACAUAUGUCGGUUGGAGGUGGAAACUCAGUGGCCAUUGAUGGUCGAAAUAAAGAACCAAAUCAAGAAGAUGUUGAGGUCAUGUCAACGGAUUCUAGCUCGAGUUCCAGCAGUGACUCUCAAUGA
This is a messenger RNA of Danaus chrysippus (African queen), 753 nucleotides long. The record is from the annotation of a GenBank genome assembly. NCBI's taxonomy places the organism in Eukaryota, Metazoa, Arthropoda, Insecta, Lepidoptera, Nymphalidae.